Quercus robur (English oak) is the source of this 1454-nucleotide messenger RNA. Its product is annotated as mitogen-activated protein kinase kinase kinase 20-like. Gene Ontology annotation, biological process: protein phosphorylation. The coding region runs from base 118 to 1194 and encodes 358 amino acids. The record is from RefSeq and is a predicted model, not a curated record. The transcript has a single exon. NCBI's taxonomy places the organism in Eukaryota, Viridiplantae, Streptophyta, Magnoliopsida, Fagales, Fagaceae. Gene Ontology annotation, molecular function: ATP binding; protein kinase activity.
ACCUAUUUCCCAAGUUAAGAACACAUAGUUCAGUUGCAACCUCUGUUUUUCUCACCAAGAAAACAAAAGGCUCUCAAACCCCCACAAGAUUCAAAACCCAGAUAGAUAUUUUCAACGAUGGAGUGGGUUCGAGGAGACCCAGUCGGCCAUGGCAGUUUCGCUACAGUCAAUUUGGCUCUACCAAAAGAUGGUUGCUCUCAAGAUUCUCCUGUAAUGGUUGUGAAAUCUUGCGAGUCUUUCAAUUGCUCGACGCUCGAGAACGAGAAACAAGUGCUCGAUCAACUCGCGAAGUGCCCACAAAUCAUUCAGUGUCUCGGCGACAACCACAGCUUCGAGAACGGCACGGAGUAUUACAACUUGUUGUUGGAAUAUGCUUCUAAUGGCACUUUAUCUGAUCAACUCAAGAACCGUGGCGGCCCGUUGCCGGAGUUCGAUGUUCAACGCUACGCCAAGUCGGUGCUCAAAGGGCUUCGUGAUGUUCACGCUAAAGGGUUUGUUCACUGUGACUUGAAGCUUCAGAAUAUCCUCGUGUUCGACAAUGGGAAAAUCAAAAUCGCCGACUUUGGACUUGCGAAAAAAGCAGAGCAAAAACAGAGUAACGAAGUAAAAAGAGCAGAGCUUAGAGGAACUCCUUUGUACAUGUCGCCGGAAUCAGUUAAUCACAAUGAGUACGAAUCGCCGGCGGAUAUUUGGGCUUUUGGGUGUGCGGUGUUGGAGUUGAUGACUGCUAAACCGGCAUGGAAUUGUGAACCCCAUGUGAAUAUUUGGAAGCUUUUGCUUCGAAUUGGGGAGGGUGAUGAAGUGCCACAAGUCCCUAAAGAAUUGUCUGAUGACUGUCAAGAUUUUCUCGGCAAGUGUUUUGUUAAGGAUCCAAGAGAAAGAUGGACGGCCGAGAUGCUUUUGAAACAUUCUUUUGUGGCUGAUAUUUCUGAUAAUGAUCAUGAUCAUGACACUGUUCCAUUGGAUGAAUCACCAAGAAGUCCUUUCAAUUUCCCAGAUUGGGUUUCCUUACAAUCUUUGGAUUCACCGGAAUUGUCACCGGAUUCCGGUAAUUUCUUUGAAUGGGAAUUGAAUUCGAGGCAUGGUUCGUCGGCUUAUUCGCCGUUAUGUUCUCCGGCAGAUCGGUUGCGGCAGUUGGUGACCAAUGAGGAACCUGAUUGGCCUUUUUCGGAGAGUUGGGUGACAGUGAGGUGACCGGAAUUGGGCAAUUUUUAGCAGAGUAGGAGAAGAGCUAGAACAGAGGAAAAAUACUAAUUUCAAAGAUUUUCAAUUUUCAUUACAUCUGACGGUUCUGAUUUAAUCUUGUUGAUUCUGAUAUUUUGAUUGUAAAUACUUGGAGUACAUAGAAAGAAUUAUUGAACAGUUUUGAUUGGCAAAGCCACCCUCAAGGUGGCUGACUCUGUAUAUAAGAAAUUAUAUUUUAGUGAAUUAAAGUUCGUCAAUUUCUUUUGCAA